UACUAUUUGAAAUUGUAAAACUACCAUUCCACCUUCACCAUUUAGUUUAAACUUUUAAGGACAAUAGUUCUUUAACAUGUUAUUCAAGUUCUUAUGAUUGAAAAGUUUAGAAUUUGAUUUUUGGUUACCUACCGUUUUCUGUUAUUCGUAUUUCAAAUUGGGCACACGAUCUCGUGCAAAAUUGGUUGGAAUGUGUAUUUUACAAGUACUACUGUUCUAGGCAGCUUACAGUUUGCUACAUUUGACAUCUAUCUAUUUAUUUAUCUAUAUAUAGUUCCCUCCUACACAUCCUGUUAUAGAAUACCACCAUGGAACUUAAACACCUCUGGCAAUUCCUCUCAUUCAACCUCUCAACUGCACUUUCAUUUCUCCGGUUGCAAUUUUCUGGCAUGCCAAAUCUUUCAGCAAUUUUCGUGACAUUUAUUGAUGCAAUGUUAUCGUUACAUUUCCUGUUAUGUAGCAUGUCGCCAUGCACAAUUGAUUUGGAUGACCAAACAACUCUGCAUUUUUGGGUCACCAACCGUAGGCAGUUCAAUAGACCAAAUCUAGUACUAAUUCAUGGCUAUGGUGGCAACUCACGUUGGCAAUUUCUUAACCAAGUUAGACCUUUGUCUAAAUCCUUUAAUCUCUACAUUCCUGACUUGCUAUUCUUUGGCGACUCCUACACGAACCGGACCGACCGGUCCGAUAUAUUUCAAGCAAAGUGUGCAAGGGAAGGAUUGAAAAAAUUGGGUGUGGAGAAGUAUAAUGUGGUAGGGAUAAGCUAUGGAGGAUAUGUGGCCUACUACAUGGCGGAAAAUUUUAAUGAUGAGGUAAAGAAGGUGGUGAUAGUGAGUUGUGGGAUAUGUUAUACAGAGGAGCAAAGGGAGGAGCAAUUGAGGAAGCUUGGAAGGAAUAAUAAUAUUUAUGAUCUUCUUGUGCCAAGGAAACCAGAAGAUGCGAGGGAGAUGCUUAAGCUUGCUAUGCAUAAGAUCAAACCUACUAAAUGGUUGCCGGAUUCUGUUAUUUGCGAGUUCAUCAAUGUGAUAGCAAAUAAUCACAGGAAGGAGAAGCUAGAGCUGGUGGACCACUUGAUGGCUAAAAGAGCAGACAAAAAGCUUCCCAUUCUAACCCAGGAAACACUGUUAAUAUGGGGUGAUCAGGACAGUGUCUUCCCAGUACAACUGGCUUAUCAGUUGCAGAGGCACUUGGGACCAAAAUCAAGGGUAGAAAUUAUCAAGGACACAGGCCAUGCUGCAAAUAUUGAAUCAGCUGAUGCUGUGAAUAGUCUGAUAACAUCAUUUGUUUGUGGUGGUCAAUCCUAAUCCAGCAAUGCACAUACUGUAUAGAACAUAAAUAUCCAAGACUUGGAGGAUGAAUCCCAUGAGAAUAAUAAAUAUGAAAAAUAAUGAAAGUGUAGUAUUACUAUAAUGCCAAACACAGCUCCGACUUUGCCAACUUUCACAUUAUUCUGCCUCAUUCAAAAGGCGCUUGAAGUGCUGAAAGUUCACAAAUUUGGUGUUUGGCAUAUUGAUUAAAAAUGAUGGAACUCUUUCUCAAAGAUGGGCAACAAGUACAAAAGCCCUUUUAACUUAAAUUUUUAAACUUUAACAUAGUUUAAUUAUACUCUUAAAGUUUGAAAAAUAAAACAAUUACAUUAUUAAUUAGA
Molecule: messenger RNA, 1648 nt
Organism: Ricinus communis (castor bean)
Lineage: Eukaryota; Viridiplantae; Streptophyta; Magnoliopsida; Malpighiales; Euphorbiaceae
Product: lipase 1
Exons: 4
Coding region: 309-1304 (331 amino acids)
Source: RefSeq, a predicted model, not a curated record